ACGAGUCGCUCUCUGGGGACGUGUGUGUGCCGAGCCCAGCUCUCCCUCCCAGUUUGGGGGACAGCUGGAGAAAUGGAAGGCAGGCCGGAGGGCGGCUCGCCAUGCCGGGCCUGGAGCGAAGGGCGCUGAGGAGGAGAGGGCGUGCCGGCAGAGCCAGGCCCAGUUUUUGACUCCUGGUCGACCCAUGGAAGAAGUUCUUGGGAGCGCCUUCAGCGGAGCGGCCAUGGAAGACGACCCGGGGCCGACCCAGGGCGCCCCCCCAGAUCACGGAAGAGGAGGGGACAGAAAAGAGGGGGGCCCCCAACCCUCUGUGCUGAGGACAGCCCCGCCUGAAACCACCGGCCCCAACGCCCAGCUCAAGCCCACCCUGCGGACAGGGCCAGACCCCGGGCCAGCCGCUGGGACCCCCAACCCUGGUUUCGUGGAGGACCCUCCGCCCUAUUCCCCUCCUGACCCAAAGGCUCUCCACUUGCUGUAUCCGGCGUGCCAGACCAGCCUUCCUGGGCAAGGACCCAUCUUCUACCAGCCAGCCUCUCUCCAGCAAGCCUGGCAUUCACUGCCCCACAUGCUUCCUGGGUCCUAUCUCUCCACCAUUUACAAUGCACCCGGGUUCAGCGAGAUUCCUCUUGAGGCUGACCAGAGGCCCCCGCCGAAAGAUUAUCUGGUGGAAUCUGUGCUGGUGCUGCUCUUCUGCUGCCUGCUGACCGGAGUGGUUGCCUUGGUCUAUUCCCAUGAGACACGAGCCGCUCUGAACCGUGGAGACCUCAUCCAAGCCAAGGCAGCCUCCCAGAAAGCACGCUCCCUCGUCCUGUUCAGCCUGCUUUUUGGCCUCUUCAUUUCGGUCAGUUGGGUGAUCUACGUGGUGGUCGUUCUGUACCUGUGAUCAAGAGCAUCAGGAUGCACCUCAGCCCCCUGAAAGAUUAUUGCCUCUUCCCAACACACGUGGCCAGGCUGCGGAGAGGGUGUUCCUCUGCGUUCAGCCUCAGUCUUUUAGCCACUGGCAGCCCCACCAUCAUGAGCUGGCCGUCUUCACUGUCUGGGUUAGCAUGCCAAGGACCCCCAUGUGGAUCGUCUAUCCUGGAACUGGCUCCCUCGGCUGUCCAGUCUAAUCGUACUGGCAGAAAGAGACAGCGGUCAGGAUGCAAAAGGCGGCAAUGAUCAAGUGCUAUGUCGUACAUCAUCACUGGCCAUUUCUGACUGCAUGAAGUUCUCUUGGAUUCUCUCUUUGGAAAAGCGCUGAAGUCUCUAGUGCUUUCUCCCGGUGUGUCCUUCCUUCCCCAUCAUCUUAUUUUGACCCAAAUUAUUAUAUGGAGCUUUAUGUCAGCUGGCUGAGGAUAUAACUUCAAGCACACCAGGGCAGAAAACAACAGUUCAGACUUGUGCUUAGACUAGGGCAGAACUAGUCCAAUGGGAAGAAAAUGUCAUCUUCAUGAUACGUUUUUUGUUAGAAAAUAUUCAGAGCAGCAUGGAAUAUUCAGCAGAAUCUGGAAAGGCUUACACUUUCAUUUAAAAGAAGAAUCCUCAUUUCUAGUCCUCAUGACAUGAACACAACUUAAAACACUCAGAAACCAGAGUGGAUUGGACAAAAGGAUUCCCACAUCUUGAAUUUCCCGAUAUGGAAAUGAUUGUCAUCGUUUGCUCAGGGCAUAGAAUUGCUUGGUAUUUCUGGAGUACUCAAAGUAUAGGAAAGUUCAAAUGUAUUUCCUUGGAUUUGGAGAGAUAACCUUUGUUUGGAGGCAAAAGAACUGGAAAUUGCCAGCUUUCGGGCUUCAGAAUCAGGGAAAACAAAGUGGAAACCAAGGGCUAAAACAAGGCAGAAAAGAGACUGUGGUUCUCAUUUUCACACAAGCAGCUUAAUAUCAGCUGAAAAGAGCAGACAAACCUCUAAAGGUAUACUAAAGCUAUGAGAAUAGA
Hemicordylus capensis (graceful crag lizard) is the source of this 1914-nucleotide messenger RNA. RefSeq names its product proline rich transmembrane protein 1B (gene PRRT1B). The record is from RefSeq and is a predicted model, not a curated record. Lineage: Eukaryota; Metazoa; Chordata; Lepidosauria; Squamata; Cordylidae. Gene Ontology annotation, cellular component: membrane. The coding region runs from base 185 to 883 and encodes 232 amino acids. The transcript is spliced from 4 exons.